Molecule: messenger RNA, 2144 nt
Organism: Xylaria bambusicola
Lineage: Eukaryota; Fungi; Ascomycota; Sordariomycetes; Xylariales; Xylariaceae
Product: glycoside hydrolase family 76 protein
Exons: 2
Coding region: 353-2002 (549 amino acids)
Biological process (GO): fungal-type cell wall biogenesis; carbohydrate catabolic process
Molecular function (GO): mannan endo-1,6-alpha-mannosidase activity
Source: RefSeq, a predicted model, not a curated record
CGAGGAAGCUCGACUCGGACUGAACGCUGCUGUCUAAUGUUUGAAUCUACCUACCACGUAAGCGGUUUUCCAAGCACUAAGCUGUUAUGUGAAUUUCCUGUGCGGUCCAUGAAUACAGUGGCUUCCGUCAUAUUACGCCGACAUGUCGGCCAUAGCAGGCUGUUUGCGCAAGGCUGCGGCUGUGGCCAUUUCGCUUCUCAUUUCAAGCGGAACAAUCGCUGCCUACGACCUCAAUAUCGAUUCAACUGGUUAGCUAUCUUGUUCUCAACGUGUGAAGGCAAAAUCAUAGCUCACCAGAUCUCGUCUUGCAGAUUCGAUCAAAAAUGUCGCCAAAGAAUUAGCAGCGGAUCUGAUGUCCAUGUACAAUGGCAACCAGCCCGGACAAAUACCUGGUCUCCUUCCACAGCCGUACUACUGGUGGGAAGGUGGUGCUCUGAUGGGCGCGCUGAUAGACUAUUGGUACUAUACCGGCGACACAACGUAUAAUGACAUUACUCAACAGGGCCUGCUACACCAGGUCGGACCAUACAAUGAUUUCAUGCCUCCAAAUCAGACGUUAACUGAGGGCAAUGACGACCAGGGGUUUUGGGCCAUGGCAGCCAUGUCAGCAGCCGAGUACAACUUCCAGAAUCCCGAAGCCAGUCAACCACAAUGGCUAGCACUAGCCCAAGCAGUCUUCAACACGCAAGCAGCGCGCUGGGACACCGAGCACUGCAACGGUGGCUUGCGGUGGCAGAUAUUCACAUGGAACAACGGUUUCAACUACAAGAACUCCAUAUCACAGGCGUGCUUCUUCAAUCUCGCCGCGCGACUGGCCCUCUACACUGGAAAUAAUACUUAUGCAGAAUGGGCCUCGAAGACGUGGGAUUGGAUGGUAGGGGUGAGAUUCAUCGACGAGGACUACCGGGUCUACGACGGCGCCACCGUCGACCACAACUGCACAGACAUCACGCCGUAUGAGUUCUCCUACAACGUCGGCGCGUUCCUGCUGGGUGCCGCGGCCAUGGUCGAAUACUCGAACAAGGCUAAUAAAACACUCGACGUCGAUCUAUGGCACGAGCGCGUAGACGGACUCCUGAAUAACACAGAGUUGAUCUUCUUUUUCGGAAACGACACCGACAAGGUUAUGAUCGAAGUGGCGUGCGAAUCCGUGAACCUCUGCGACGUCGACCAGCAGUCUUUCAAGGCGUAUCUGAGCAGAUGGAUGGCGGCGACAACGAAGUGGGCCCCCUGGACCUUCGACCGCAUCAAGAAGCUGCUCCAGAACUCGGCGCGUGCUGCCGUGAAGCAGUGCAACGGAGGUCCCAACGGACGCAUGUGUGGGCUGAAAUGGGCGAAUAAUAGUGGCAUGUGGGACGGGACCACAGGUGUCGGACAACAGAUGGCUGCCAUGGAAGUCGUCCUCGCAAACAUGAUCGAACAAGCGAAGGCGCCUGUGACUGACAGCACGGGCGGCACGAGCGCCGGCGACCCCACGGCCGGUGGUAACGACAACGGCCGCGUGGAUCCGGUGAAAUGGCACCACGGACCGAUCCACGCGGGCGACCGCGCGGGCGCCGCCUUCGUGACAUUCGUCGUCCUCGCAGCCCUUCUUGCCGCCCUCGUACUCAUGCUCGCAGACGAAAUGAAGACGGCAGGCGAGAACUGGGAUAAGUUCCGGUCCACGCUAUCUUCGUCUCCGUUUUCUUCACAGCAACGCGGCGGCGGCGCGGGAUCCACGACCGUCGUGGCCAUGCCUCCUCCCAGUGGUGAGACGCCGGUAACUAAUAGGGAUAAAGGGAAACAAGUAGCAGCUGCUGUGAAUGAUGCCUCGAGUCCCGAGAAGACUCCGACGAGAGCAGCUGUGGGGCAUAAUAGAUUGCCGUCGAAAGACAUUCCGAAACGGAAACCUGUUUCUAUGAUAAGUGUUACGUCGAUGGCGUCGCGGAAUCCUGCGUCUGAUGACGCGCCUUCGGAACAGGGACUAUGUGUUCAGCAGAGUGGACGGACGAACCCCCAGUAGUACCGGCAGGGGUUUAUCUGGGAUUCGGAGUAUAGCCGUUCGAGGACGGAAGACUGAAACGGUACCAUUUUGUUGUCGUUUUGCUGAAAGGGUCCGGGGUUGAAUUCUACUUUGGUGACUUAUGCGUCUUGAUGCAGAUUGC